Penicillium antarcticum is the source of this 1572-nucleotide messenger RNA. RefSeq lists its product as uncharacterized. Bases 1 to 1572 code for a protein of 523 amino acids. The record is from RefSeq and is a predicted model, not a curated record. NCBI's taxonomy places the organism in Eukaryota, Fungi, Ascomycota, Eurotiomycetes, Eurotiales, Aspergillaceae. The transcript is spliced from 2 exons.
AUGAGCGCUUCCCCCUUGAGGCCAAUGAACAGCUUCAUGCUUCUCAGCUGUCAGGUCCACUUCUGGGUCAUGAGCCUUCACUAUAUCCAGCCUUUCCGUUACCCAUCGCUCCAGUGUCCGAUGGAAACAAUGGCAAGGAAAUUGGAAGCCCGAGACCAAGAUCAAAUCCACAGUGGCCGACCAGCCAAUAUGUUCCACAACCAGAUCAACAGCGGCAUGCGCUUCUACGUCGCAGAAGCAGCAAGUCCCGUGUUCAUACCGCCAAACGCAAACCCAGCCCAUCCACUGGAACGCUGGAAGGAAUCGCCACCCGAAGGUGAAGCUGCCAGUUUAUCAGCAAUUCGAAACGCACUUCAGAAUCCAUCCAUUUAUUCAACUGGGUAUAAGGAACAGCAAGACCAUGACAGUUGGUAUAGCACAUCCAAUCCAGGCGUCGCCGAGCAAUUUCGAAAUUGUCGCGCCACCACCUCUCGACCUGCUUCAAUAACGAGCGCAGAAACUGCUGCCAGCGCCUCAUCCAGGAGAUCUGAUAAGUCUGGUGUCUCUAGCAGCAGUCGAUCUCAACAUCAAUCAACGGCUGGAGUCAAAAGGCACAAGGCAAGAGAGGGCAAAAAGAAGCGCACGACUUCAGCCCCGGCUCCUCGGAUCUUUUGUUGCACAUUUUGUUGCGACAAAUUCAAAAGCAAAUACGACUGGAUGCGACAUGAGAAAUCCCUGCACCUGAAUCUAGAGACAUGGAUUUGUGCACCACAUGGAGGAUGCAUGAUACUUCAAUCGACUGGUCGCGUCCACUGUGCCUAUUGCAACCAGCUCGAUCCCUCGGCCGAUCACCUCGAGCAACAUGACUACUCGGCUUGCAAGCGUCAAAAUCGUAUAUUCAAACGAAAGGACCACCUUAUACAGCAUCUGCGUCUUGCCCACCGCUUGGAAACAAUGCCGUUGAUCGAUGAUUGGAAACGCGUUAUUACUGACUUUCCUUCUCGUUGUGGUUUUUGUAGCGGCCGAAUGUCUACUUGGAAUGAACGAGCCGACCAUUUGACAUUCCACUUCCGGGAAGGUCGCAAUAUGGCCCACUGGAAAGGGGAUCACGAGUUCCCCCCGGAGAUCGCGGCUCAAGUUACCCAUAGCGUACCGCCAUACCUUUUGGACUUUGAAGCUCGAUCUUUCGUGCCUUUCUCUGCCACUAAUCGAGCUGUGACGGAUCACCUUUCUCAAAUGAUGACCCGCGCCACAUUCUCUGAGGCUGAGGAUAGUCAGCAUGUCUCCCCCGAGGUUGCUGAGGUUGAUCCUGAGCUUGUUCAGGAACCAGGAUCCCAAUUAGAUUCCUAUACCGAGGUGCUUACUCGUCACUUGAGCCACUAUGCACAGCAGAAUAUGAGGCUUGGUGUCAUUCCUUCCGAUGAGAUGUUUCAGCUGGAAGCAAGACGUCUUCUUUUCGAUUCCGAGGAUUCGUGGAACCAGACUAUGGCGGAUAACCCCGAGUGGCUGGCAAAAUUCCGAAACUCCCGAUACAAUGAUAGCCUGCCUCAUACUCCGGAUGAGUUUGUGAACGACUUCCUCCUUGAUCAUUGA